Messenger RNA from Prunus armeniaca (apricot), 1047 nucleotides. Lineage: Eukaryota; Viridiplantae; Streptophyta; Magnoliopsida; Rosales; Rosaceae. The record is from the annotation of a GenBank genome assembly.
AUGGUGCAGACCAUCAAAGAUAUCAAUAUGCAAGUUAUAGAAGAUCCUUCUUUGACGAAGAACAUUGGCAGCCAAUCUGCCCAGAGUGGAGAAGUGAUUGUCACCUCGGUUAUUGCUAUUGGGGAUCUGGAGCUGCCCUCUGGGAUGGAGAAGAAGAAGAAGAAGAAGAUCAGGCAGAACAGACUCCUGUUGAGGCCACCUCUUCUGCUAGAAGAAAGAGAAAGGAAAUUGCCUAACCUGGGACUCCAGGUAUAUUUUGACACUGGAAGUCCCUCUCCUCCCCCUACUAAGUCAAAAAGACUUAGAAAGAGGAUUGUAGAGGAGUAUGUGGCCCCGGAGGGAACUGGGGCAGUUCCUACCACCACCUCUGGCACAGAUGAUGAGCUGAGAGAGGCUUUCGAAGCUGUGGAGCAAGAGAAAGAGCCGGAAGAUCUGGAAGAAGUAAGAGAGGGGCCUGAGGAGAAGGUCAAGACAGUGGAAGAAGAGGAAAUCCCUGCCGAGGUCAUAGCAGAGAGCAUUGACUUGGCUCAGAAGCAACAGGAGCAACAGGAGGAUAUAAGGGCAGGGCUGACUAGUUCAGAGUUGGCCCUGUUUGAGGAUCCAGGGGCAGAACAUUCUACUGCUGUUCCAGCAGCUGAGGAACAAACGGAGCAAUCUACAUCCGAGCCUGUGGAGCAGGCAGAACUACCUGCUGCCCCUGAACUGAUGUCCUUCCAGGUAGAAGUGCCCAGGUCUGCUGGCGUUCUGGCAGUGAUGACCAGUCCCUUGAAGCCUCCAAUUGUUGCUAUGCCUAUUCAUUCCCUUCCAGGUUCAUCUGCUACGGCCUCCUUUGCUGAUCCAGAACUGGCAGAGUUUGAAGCCAUGGAUUUAGAUGCACAACUAGACAGAUUGGAGAUGCUUAGCUCUCCUAUUGGCAAAGCAAAAUCCAAGGCAGUGGAGGAGAUUAUGAAGAGGCUGAAGAUCUGGCAGUCUACUGAACUAGAGCUAGAUGAGGAUAGGGAAGCCAUUGACCAGCUGAUGAAGGAUCUAGACCUGCUGCACAGAUAG